UUUCGUUUCGAGGAGGAGAAGAGGAAGAAUUGGGGUUUGAUUCGGAGACAGAGAGAGGAAGAAGCGAGGAGCGGGGGAAGAGAGUUGUGAGGAGAGGAAGCAAGAGGAGGAGGAGGAAGAGGAAGCAAGAGGAGGAGGUGACACGAUGGGAGCUCCGAAGCAGAAGUGGACAGCGGAGGAGGAGGAGGCGCUGCGCGCGGGGGUGGAAAAGCACGGCGCCGGGAAAUGGCGGACCAUCCAGAAGGACCCCGAGUUCAGCCGCUGUCUCGCCACCCGCUCGAACAUCGAUCUCAAGGACAAAUGGAGGAAUAUGAGCAUUAGUGCUGGUGGCCAUGGUUCCAGGGAAAAGAUAAGGACACUAAAGGCAAAGAGUCUUCCAGCCAUUCCACUUUCUAGCUCUAAGAGCCUUGUUGUCUCUGCCCCACAUAAAGAUGCAGCACCUGUAAUUGCAGAUCCUACAAAAAGCUUACAAGAGUCAAAAACUCCUCCUAGGUAUGCUACCAUGAUAAUUGAGGCACUUGCAUCGAUGAAAGAAUCCAAUGGAUCAGAAAUUGGUGCUAUUUGUAGUUUCAUAGAGCAAAGGCAUGAGGUGCCACAAAAUUUUAGGAGGUUGCUUAGUUCAAAGUUAAGGCGGCUUGUUACACAAAAUAAAAUAGAAAAGGUCCAAAAGGGGUACAGGCUCAAAGAAUCCUGCUUUGCAACAAAAACUCCAACCCCAAAACAAAAAGAACUUGCAAGUCGUGCUCGGGUACCUCAGACCUCUGGGCCGGCAAACUCCAUAGAUCCAAUGAAGGAAGCAGCAAUAACUGCUGCUUACAAAAUAGCCGACUCAGAAGCCAAAUCAUUCUUGGCUUCUGAAGCAGUGAAGGAGGCAGAGAAGAUCUCAAAGAUGGCUGAAGAGACGGAUUCACUGUUGCUACUAGCGAAAGAGAUUUUUGAGAGAUGUGCACGGGGUGAAAUUGUCACUAUUGCUUGAGCUGCAUGAGAGAGAGCCGAUGGUAUCUUUAGGAUAUCUUCCUCGUUGGCUUGUUAGACCAGAUUUUGCAAAGCCUGGAUUUUAUGCCCCUGUGCUGCCACGUCGGUUAGGAGACCCAAUCUUGAGUAGUUGGAAAUUUGUGUAUAUAUGAUCACUCGUUUGGUCUGAUUACUGUCAGGAGUUGAUGUUUGUGUUAACGAGCAGCUGAUCGCACAUGUGGUUUAGUGAACUUUUGGUAA
Molecule: messenger RNA, 1215 nt
Organism: Musa acuminata subsp. malaccensis (wild Malaysian banana)
Lineage: Eukaryota; Viridiplantae; Streptophyta; Magnoliopsida; Zingiberales; Musaceae
Product: single myb histone 4
Biological process (GO): nucleosome assembly
Cellular component (GO): nucleosome
Molecular function (GO): double-stranded telomeric DNA binding
Source: RefSeq, a predicted model, not a curated record